GAUUCUAAUGCAGGCAUUUUGUGUGUUUCAGUGGUUGAAGGAUUAGCUCUGCUGGAUUUAGGGGUCUCGCCAUAUUCUGGAGCUAUUUUCCAUGAGACCCCGCUGAUAAUAUAUCUCUUUCACUUCCUGAUCGAAUACGCCGAAUUGGUGUUCAUGAUAACUGAUGUGCUAACUGCUGUUGCCCUUUACUUGGCCAUCCAGGACUUCAACAAAGUUGUGUUCAAAAAGCAAAAGCUCCUCAUAGAACUGGAUAAAUACGCACCAGAUGUGGCUGAGCUCAUCCAGACGCCCAUGGAAAUGCACUACAUCCCCCUCAAGGUAGCGCUAUUCUACCUGUUAAACCCCUACACUGUGAUGUCUUGUGUGGCAAAGUCCACCUGCGCCAUCAACAACACUGUCAUUGCGUUCUUCAUUUUAGCUACAAUAAAAGGUAGUGCCUUCCUCAGUGCUGUGUUCCUGGCCUUAGCAACGUACCAGUCACUCUACCCGCUCACGUUGUUUGCUCCAGCACUCCUUUACCUUGUACAGCGUCAGUUCAUACCAAUAAAACUGAAAAGUAAAAGCUUCUGGCUCUACACCAUGCAGUAUGCAGCCCUGUACCUGUGCAGCCUGGUGGUGAUCAUCUGCCUCUCCUUCUUCCUCCUCAACUCCUGGGAUUUUAUCCCAUCUGUUUACGGGUUUAUCCUUUCCGUUCCAGAUCUGACACCCAAUAUUGGCCUUUUCUGGUACUUCUUUGCAGAGAUGUUUGAACACUUUAGUCUUUUCUUCGUAUGCGUGUUUCAAAUUAAUGUGUUCUUCUACACCAUUCCUUUGGCAAUAAAGCUCAAGGAACACCCCAUGUUCUUCAUGUUUGUCCAGAUGGCCAUCAUUUCUAUCUUCAAGUCCUAUCCCACUGUGGGAGACAUUGCACUGUACAUGGCCUUCCUUCCAGUCUGGAGCCACCUUUACAGAUUCCUCCGGAACGUCUUCAUCCUGUCCUGUGUGCUGAUUGUCUGCUCCUUCCUGUUCCCUGUUCUGUGGCAUCUGUGGAUUUAUGCAGGAAGUGCCAACUCCAAUUUUUAUUAUGCCAUCACGUUGACUUUCAACGUAGGGCAG
Messenger RNA from Leptosomus discolor (cuckoo roller), 1095 nucleotides. The record is from RefSeq and is a predicted model, not a curated record. NCBI's taxonomy places the organism in Eukaryota, Metazoa, Chordata, Aves, Leptosomiformes, Leptosomidae.